AAACUAUAUUCUAAUGCAUGCACCAUUUUUUAAUAAAAUAAAUUAUACAAGAAACGAGAACAGAUGUAAUGUUAACUUUUUGUAACUGCUCACGAUAUCAUGAGUGGAAUGUAUGAAACAUCAAUUGGUAUCGAUAAACAUCGAUGAUUAAACAUACAAGGACUCCGAUAGAAAAUAUAAAGUGAUCUUUUGCACAAGAGAUGACCGCACAUAUGCAUUUUAAAAGCUGUCAUUGGAUGCUACCAUUUGUUUCUUAUUGUUUUUAUAAAAAUGGUUUUACCCCUUUUCAGAAUUUUACAAUUUAAGAAGAAUGGGGAACAGAAUAUUUAAAUUUAAUGAAACUUGUUUUUGAAAAGGAAGAGAGGCAGGAAUUUAAAUAAACUUUUGUUUUGUAGAAUGAUGAGGUUGAAUUUUAAAACAGUAUUACUUAUAAUAGUAGUAGCAGUGUUAAGUUCAAUAUUGACAUCAUGGAAUAAUUGUGGCAGCCCAUCAUUUUUUAAAGGCGCUGAUUGGAAAUCGAAAUUUCAGCAUAGAAAGGACCGAGUAAACUUAGAAACUGGAUAUCAAGAGAUAGAUUGUCAUAUAAAUGGCGAUUAUUCCAUUGGAUGCCGUAAAGAAGGAGAUGAAGUUUACAUACCAUUUUCAUUUAUUCAUAAAUAUUUUGAGAUUUAUGGAAAGUUAGCUACCUAUGAUGGACUAGAAAGAUUUGAAUGGUUGCACAGUUAUUCAAAAAUUGUUAAUCCUAAAGGGAAAUAUGAUCCCCGAGGAGUGUUUAUGACCUUUGAGAAUUAUAAUGUUGAAGUUCGAGAACGUGUUAAAUGCAUUAGUGGAAAUGAUGGAGUACCAAUAUCCACUCAAUGGGAGAGUCAAGGAUAUUACUAUCCUACACAAAUUGCUCAAUUUGGACUAUCACAUUACAGUAAAAAUUUGACAGAACCAGAGCCUCACAGAAAGAUAAUCGAGGACUCUGAUAAAGUUAAAAGAGAAUGGAUUAUACCUCAAGGAUCUAUCGCGUCUAGAGUAUUUGAUAAACAUGUUAACAGUCAUGUAAUGAAAUUUGCAACACCAGAAACCAGUACUUCUGGUAUUACUUUGAAGUUAGACCAUGUACUAGAUUUUGUACUGAAAUGGGAUUUUAAUAUUAAAGAUAAUGGAAGCAUUAUGAUCACAUUGCAAUCUAGAGAGAGAAAGGAAAUAUAUUACCUUCAUUAUGUUACUACUAACAUAGUACUACAUACAUAUAACAAUCACGUUUAUUACGGAAUUGGUCAAAUUAAUCAUCAGUGGAAAAGAUUUACUAGAGAUUUAGUUAUAGAUUUACAAAAAGGUUUAUAUUUAAAUGAUAAGAACAAGAAGAAAAUGUCCCGUUCAAAAUUAAAAAUUGUGAAAAUUACAUUGUACGGAUCGGGAAUGAUCGACAAUGUGACAUUAUCUACAAGUGAACACAUGGAGCAAUUUUAUGAUGCAGCUAGAUGGUUUGUUAGCAAUCAGAACAUUAGUUCUGGUGGAUGGGCAAACCCUGUUAGAAGAAAAGUAGCAUCAGGAAUGGCUACUCUCGAGCCUGGAUGGUAUUCUAGUAUGGGUCAAGGACAUGCAAUUUCUGUGUUAGCACGAGCGUAUUAUCAUUCUGGUGAAGAAAAAUAUUUGCAAGCUGCUAUUAGAGGUUUGCAACCUUUUAAGCUAUCCUCUAGUAAAGGUGGAGUAGCUGCGAUAUUUUUAAAUAAAUACGUGUGGUACGAAGAAUACCCAACAACACCUUCUUCAUUUAUACUUAAUGGAUUUAUCUAUUCUUUAAUUGGUUUGUACGAUCUGAAAAGUAUAGCAACAGGUAAAGAUGCUGAAGAGGCAUCCCACCUUUUUAACCAGGGUAUGACAUCGCUGAAGAACAUGUUAACGCUAUACGAUACAGGUUCUGGUACUACAUAUGAUUUACGUCAUUUUACAUUAAAAACUGCUCCAAAUUUAGCUAGGUGGGAUUAUCAUUCAACUCAUGUUAAUCAGCUUCUUCUUCUAAAUUCAAUUGAUAACGAUCCGAUUUUUACUACUACAGCAGAACGAUGGAUAGGUUAUAUGAAUGGUAAGAGAGCUGCACAUAAUUAACUUCCUUUCUUUUAAACUGACUGAUCUUACAUUUGUAUUUUACAUUUUAACUUAUUAAUAUUUAAUAUUUCAUUUUUUCCGCUCUCAUUUUGUAUAAUAUUUUUUGUAAAUAAUUUUGGAUAGUCACAGAAUAAAGUGGACCAAACUGUA
Molecule: messenger RNA, 2250 nt
Organism: Frieseomelitta varia
Lineage: Eukaryota; Metazoa; Arthropoda; Insecta; Hymenoptera; Apidae
Gene: Hsepi
Product: D-glucuronyl C5-epimerase B
Exons: 6
Coding region: 397-2100 (567 amino acids)
Biological process (GO): heparan sulfate proteoglycan biosynthetic process
Cellular component (GO): Golgi apparatus
Molecular function (GO): heparosan-N-sulfate-glucuronate 5-epimerase activity
Source: RefSeq, a predicted model, not a curated record